Mesitornis unicolor (brown roatelo) is the source of this 1385-nucleotide messenger RNA. RefSeq names its product DENN/MADD domain containing 1B (gene DENND1B). Gene Ontology annotation, biological process: endocytic recycling; endocytosis. NCBI's taxonomy places the organism in Eukaryota, Metazoa, Chordata, Aves, Mesitornithiformes, Mesitornithidae. Gene Ontology annotation, cellular component: cytosol; intracellular membrane-bounded organelle; nuclear speck. The transcript has 9 exons. The annotation marks the transcript as partial. Gene Ontology annotation, molecular function: phosphatidylinositol phosphate binding; guanyl-nucleotide exchange factor activity. The record is from RefSeq and is a predicted model, not a curated record.
GGAGAGCCUAUAACUUUCUGUGAGAGUAGUUUUGUGAAGCAUCGUUCCAGUACUACUAAGCAGUUCCUGGAAACUGCUGUUAAUCUUCAGUUGUUUAAACAGUUUAUUGAUGGUCGGCUAUCAAAAUUAAAUGCAGGAAGAGGAUUCUCUGAUGUUUUUGAAGAAGAAAUCACAGCAGGAGGUUUUAGUGGAGGAAAUUCAAGAUCUUACCAGCAGUGGAUGCACACAGUGAAGAAAGGCAGUGCACUGAUCAACACAGCAAUGACCAAAGCCACUCCAGCUGUGAAAACAGCAUAUAAAUUUGCAAAAAAUCAGGCAAGGCAAGGAAUAAAAGAAGUGAAGAGUAAGUUAAAACACAAGGAGAGUGAGGAGGAGUAUGGAACUUGCAGUGCUGGUGCAGUACAGCCUGCUCCUGUCUACACCUUGCAUUAUGAGAAGAGAGCAAACUCAGAAAAACGAAGACUGGCACAGACUCGUUUCAACCAACGUCUCAGUAAUCAGGAUGCCUUGGAUGGAGAUGAUGAUGAUGAAAUGGAGAGAACAAGCAAGUUAUCAUCAGAAGACAGUGAAGAAGCUUCUGCUUACUUUUGUGAUAGUGAUGAUUCUGGUGAAACUGGAAUAACUCCUCAGCAUCAAGGAGAAAUGGACUUGCUUGGGGAGAUUUUGGACACGCUGAGCACACACAGUUCAGAUCAAGGAAAGCUCUCAGGAGCAAAGAGCCUGGAUUUCUUUAGAUCAAUGGAUGACAUUGAUUACAAGACUGCGAACAAGUCAAAUGCACCUAGUGAGAGCAACCUUACCCUGCUCUGCAGUGCUAAUGAUCAAGCAGAGUGGAACCUUGGUCAGGAUGACAGUGCCCUCCAUGGGAAGCAGCUCCCUCCAUCACCAAGGAAGCAAGUUUCUUCUGGUGGCCAUAGAGAAUCUCUCUCAAGGCUGGAAGAAGAGAGUAGUGACAAAACCUUUGUUGCUGACAAGAUGGACACCACUAGUAUGACAUCCCCAUCUCCAGUACGAUCAGGUGCUCUGUUUGCUUCUCUAGAAAGUUUCAAAGCAGGAUAUUCUUCCUAUAAGUAUGCAGAGCAGAAUGAAACACUAAGCAAUACCUCAGAAGAUCAGCUUCCAGCAAGUCUUGCUCAACAUCCAUCCAUUCUGGUCCCUUGGGAGAAAGAUGGGAAUGAAGGAGAUGAAACUCCAGAAGAGGGUGGGCUUCUUCAAGAAGUGGUGUCAUUAUGUAAACUGAGUUCUGCUUUUAACUAUGGUUUAAAUAUUUCAAAAGAUAGCUUAUCCAGCAGUAGCAGUGGAAGUAAAACGUAAAAAAACCUAUGAGAAGCAAAACUUGACUCCCAUCAGAAGGUAAAGGGAGACUACUCAGGACUCCAUGUAAC